Molecule: messenger RNA, 9880 nt
Organism: Dalotia coriaria
Lineage: Eukaryota; Metazoa; Arthropoda; Insecta; Coleoptera; Staphylinidae
Gene: Ca-alpha1T
Product: Ca[2+]-channel protein alpha[[1]] subunit T
Exons: 26
Coding region: 483-7298 (2271 amino acids)
Biological process (GO): calcium ion import; membrane depolarization during action potential; calcium ion transmembrane transport
Cellular component (GO): neuron projection; voltage-gated sodium channel complex; voltage-gated calcium channel complex
Molecular function (GO): low voltage-gated calcium channel activity; voltage-gated sodium channel activity
Source: RefSeq, a predicted model, not a curated record
GUAGUCCAGCCGGCGUCGCGACGCGAUCCCGUUCAUCCCUAUACCGACCGUACGCACGCACACACGACUCUCGCACCACCGUUCUCUUCGCCGAAUCAGCUCGCUCGCUCACACGCCGCCGCCGCCGCCAGCCAGCAUCCAGCCCCCGUCGCAGACGGAAGUCGACGCGGGCGAUCGCGCGACGGGCAAAGUGCGAAAAGUCGCGCGACUAUGAUUUUUCCACCGCUCGCCGCCGCUGUUUUGUUUAUUUGCGCGCGGGACCGCACCCCGUGAACCACCGGCCGACCGCCCCCCAGGAGAGUGUAUACUUAAGUAACUUUUGGAUGAUGCAGUAAAGGGAGCCGACGAGCGGCGCGGCGAUGGUCGAUCUCUGCGGCUGUUAAUUCGUGUCGCGCGCAAACUUGCGAACUAGUUCUCCGCGCUCCGUGCAACCGCCGUCGCCGACGAAGAUUGAUCAGCAGCAGCGAGGAUCGCCCGCCGACAUGCAUUCGAUGCAUUACAACACCACCGGCUACAUGCAUUGCCGAUCCGAUUCGGGAUUAUCGCAUCGGCGAAGAGAUUGCACCGACGAUAGCGCCGACUCGACGCCCUCGGAUCUCGAAGAGACCGAGUCAGGAUGCAGCGGCACCGUGUCUGGGCUGGAGGUCGAUCCGAACCUGAAGUACCCCGGCUUCGCGCCCAUCCUCUACGGCUACAUCAAGCAGACGACGCGCCCGAGGAGCUGGUGCCUGGCGCUCAUCACUAAUCCAUGGUUCGAACGCAUAUCCAUGAUCAUCAUUUUACUCAACUGUAUCACACUGGGCAUGUACCAACCCUGCGUCGAUGAGAAAUGCGACACGAAACGCUGCCAAAUCCUGCAAGUAUUUGAUGACUUGAUAUUUCUCUUCUUCACCGUGGAGAUGAUGAUCAAGAUGAUGGCGAUGGGCAUCUGGGGCAAGGGCACGUACCUGGCGGACUCCUGGAACCGGCUCGACAUGUUCAUCGUGCUGGCGGGCGCCGUGGAGUACUGUCAGGACAUCGAGAACAUCAAUUUAUCGCCGAUAAGGACGAUCAGGGUGCUAAGACCGCUAAGAGCCAUCAACCGAAUUCCCAGUAUGCGAAUUCUGGUCAUGCUGCUGCUGGACACGCUGCCGAUGCUCGGCAACGUCCUCCUGCUCUGCUUCUUUGUGUUCUUCAUCUUCGGCAUCAUCGGUGUGCAGCUGUGGCAGGGCAUUCUACGGCAGCGCUGCUACAUACCGAAAGCAUCUCAUAACUUCACAUUCCCAUCGAAUAUAUCGGCUCCGUACACAGUGCGAGUGCCUGUUACAGACUUGUCGUUGUAUUUUUCCAUCUCCCAGGAGCAGGACUUCAUCUGUAGCAAGAACGAUCACAGCGGCAUGCAUUACUGCAAAGACAUACCACCUUACAAAGAGGGCAACAAGACUUGUCACCUCACCUACGAGGAAUACAUGAGUAAUCAAAGUGGUUGCAUAAACUGGCACCAGUACUACACCAAUUGCCGGGAUGGCGAGAAGAACCCUUUUCAGGGUACCAUCUCAUUCGAUAACAUAGGCGUGGCGUGGGUCGCAAUUUUUCUGGUGAUUUCUUUAGAGGGUUGGACUGAUAUAAUGUAUUAUGUGCAAGACGCGCACAGCUUCUGGGAUUGGAUCUACUUCGUCCUGUUGAUUGUGAUUGGUUCGUUCUUCAUGAUCAACCUGUGUCUGGUCGUCAUCGCGACGCAGUUCUCGGAGACAAAGAAACGUGAGAUGGAGCGAAUGCGGAUGGAGCGCGCCCGAUUCCAGAGCUCGAGCACAUUGGCGUCGAGCACAAACAACAGUGAACCAACAAGUUGUUAUGCAGAAAUUGUAAAGUACAUCGCGCAUUUAUGGCGACGCGGCAAGCGUCGGAUCAUCAAAAAGAUACGACUCAUAAAAGAUAAAAGGAAGCGAGAGAACGAACGCAAAGUCAUUUCGGGCGAGACGAUUCGACUUAAUUACAACAAACGACACCAUCCCAGCUGUCCCAAACUCUUGCAGCAUAAGAGUGAUCCCUCGCUGAUACAUCAAGGCAUCUCGGGUACACCAACCAGCUCCAUUCCGCCGAAAGAGAACGACAACAACAGCCGCUCAUCAAACAAGGAGAACAAAGAUGAAGAUCCCGACUCGACAUCCAUCUCCAUCUCGAUGGGUGUUAACCAGAACUCUAAAUCAAGCAACAACAACGAGUUAUCUGGUGUGCAGAACUCGGAGUUGUUGACACCCCAGCCGCAACGACGACGUUCAUCGGUGUUGUUCAGCGAAGUGGUCGUGUACCAUGGCGGCAGCAAUCCGGUGGCGGCCAGUCCCAACUCCUCAUCAAACGCGGUCAAUCUCAACGUGGACAAGAAGAAUAUAAUGUCAAUUGAAAAAAUGACACAAACAGGUGAAGGUAACAUUUGGCAGAUUUCCUCCACGCCUACACCUCAACAGAUGAUCCAUACUCACUGUUUCCCGCUGACCAAAGGUGAAACAAUGACAUGCCAACAACUCUUGGCUCUUGGGGGGAUCAACGCUGCAUUACCCACUGGUCAUGGGUUAGACCUGAUCUUCAGCUCGUUGUCCAAAGGCAGUAAACAAAGCGAUGAUGACGUUUUCUUCCAAUCACUGGAUGACUACAGCUGUUGUCAGGAUAUGUGGCAUUGUGAGGCGGAGUACCGCAAUGCCACCCGCUCCAAAUGCUACGUGAUCACGUGCCUCACCAUCAAAGCGGUCCUUCGCUUCCUGAGCACCGUGCGACGUGCGAUUAAGAUCCUUGUCGAGCACAAGUACUUCCAGCAGAGCAUCCUUGUUGCGAUUCUCAUCAACACCUCAUCAAUGGGUAUCGAGUACCACGACCAGCCCAAAGAGCUGACUUACGUCGUCGAGACGAGCAACAUCGUCUUCUCGGCGAUCUUCGCCGUUGAAAUGCUGCUGAAAGUUAUCGCCGAAGGGCCCUUCGGCUACGUGUCGAACGGAUUUAACGUUUUCGACGGCGCAAUUGUGAUUUUAAGUGCCGUGGAGAUCUUUCAAAAGUUCACCGGCGACGGGCAGGGCGAUUCCGGGCUGUCGGUGUUGCGUACGUUCCGCUUGCUACGCAUACUGAAACUGGUCCGAUUCAUGCCCAAUCUGCGCCGCCAGCUCUUCGUCAUGCUACGGACGAUGGAUAACGUGGCAAUCUUUUUCUCGUUGCUCAUUUUGUUUAUUUUCAUAUUCAGCAUCCUUGGCAUGUACUUGUUUGGGGGUAAGUUUUGCAAGUACGUCGGCGACGAUGGCGUAAGUAAAGAGUGCACGUGUCAAAUGAUCGUCGAGCAGGACAAGCGGUGCGAGUGCGAUCGGAAGCACUUCAACAAUAUCCUCUGGGCGACCGUCACCGUUUUUCAAAUCUUAACCCAGGAGGAUUGGAAUAUGGUGUUGUCAAACGGCAUGGCCAAAACCUCCCAUUGGGCCGCACUGUACUUUGUCGCUCUGAUGACUUUCGGCAACUAUGUGCUUUUCAAUCUGCUCGUUGCCAUCCUCGUGGAGGGCUUCAGCUCCGAGCGUAACGAGCGCCGUGAGCGCGAGCAGCGUGAAAUGGCCCGGCGAAAGAUGUCCAUGAUGGACCAAAGUGGUCGCGAAAGUUCCGACGAAAGCAGUCGCUCCAUAUCGAGCUCCUCGUGCAACAGCUACCACAAUAAUCAGGAAAUGAGGCAUUACUCGAAAUCAGCGGAGGAGCUCCGGAAAGUGAAGCACACUAAUGGUCAGCAGUGCAUUACCGACUGCCGCGAGUUCCCACGCGAGUGCUGCCCGCUCAAUUUGGAAAUUGAUCCAAAGUGCAACAUUCAGAAGGAGUCCAAGAUGAUGAAGAACGCGCAGGUGUCUCCGCCAGUAAUAACACACACAGCAGCAACACCGCAAGACUCUCCCAGCACCACACUUGACGACUUUCCCGAAUUCCGAUACAGUAUCACACACAUUUCCGGCGACACGGCGAUGUCCAAUGAAAUUUGCAAUUUCCCGAAUUCGUCUAGUAAUAACUCAAGCAAAUCAACCUCUAGCAUGCCCGGCCUGCUGAAACCGCCGAGUCAUCUCUCGCCUCCGCAGAUGAUCUUCCGACCAUUCGACGCGCAACCCGCCGAUCCACCGACUGCAUCAGCGAAAAUCAUCACGCAUAACGAGCGUAUUGGUUCAAAAAUUACCUCGUAUUCGGAGAAGGUCGGACCGGCAAAAUCCAAUGACAAGGCGCGCCUGCAGCGGAAAACAUCUUGGAAAUUGGGCUCACGUUCCAGCCUGAAGGUGCGCAAGAAGAACCGCAGCGUAAGCGAUUCAGAGGCGAUGCCGCUGAAUAAUGGACGAGGGCAGGAACACGACCUGUGCAACGGCGGCGGCGUCACCCGACACGGCAGCCUCCGCAACGACCUGCUGCAGUCCUCCAUGCGCAUCCAGAACGACACGCAGACGGACCCGCCCAACAACCGAUCCCCCCGUGGUCUUAGCCCACCGAACGCCAUCCGCCUGCGUAGUAACACACAGUCCACCUCAAACACGAUGCGCCCCAACUCGUUGCUGACUGCCUCACAGGUCAAACUGGAGAACGACGCGAACAUGCGACUCAGCCACAAGUCCAUCAACGAGGCGCACGAGAAGCCCGACCCCGAGAAAGCCCUACCGGUCAUCUGCAUGGAAGAAUGCGCGGAGGGAGCGCGAUUAUCCACCUCACCUCCAGCAAAUGUCAACCGAAUCAAACGCGUGCUCAACUACCUCGAGCCCAAGGGUUGUAUGAAGGAACGCGAUGAUUACUCUCUGUAUGUUUUCGCUCCUGCAAACCGCUUUCGGCGUUUCUGCGCAUGGUUCGUGGCGCAGAAAUGGUUCGACAAUGUGGUGCUCCUGUUUAUCGCCCUAAACUGUAUCACGUUGGCGAUGGAGCGGCCUAAUAUACCGCCCGACAGUCCAGAACGUCUCUUCUUGUCCACUAGCAAUUAUGUUUUUACCGUUGUAUUUACCUUGGAGAUGUUCGUAAAGGUUGUCGCGUGUGGAAUGUGCUAUGGAACGGAUGCGUACUUCACCUCCGGUUGGAACAUUAUGGAUGGUUCAUUAGUUAUAAUAUCGAUUGUCGACUUGCUAAUGAGUCUAAUUAGCGAGUCAAGUCCUAAAAUAUUUGGAAUUUUAAGGGUAUUUAGAUUGUUAAGAUCGUUGCGUCCAUUACGAGUCAUCAACCGAGCACCGGGACUAAAGCUCGUCGUUCAAACACUUCUCUCCUCGCUGCGCCCCAUCGGCAACAUCGUGCUGAUCUGCUGCACGUUCUUCAUCAUUUUCGGCAUUCUGGGAGUACAGCUCUUCAAAGGCUCGUUCUACUCGUGCAAGGGGCCGACCGCGCCUGGCGUACGCAAUAGGACGGAGUGUGAAGGAAGGGGUAAUAAAUGGGUCAACCAAAAGUACAACUUCGACGAUUUGGGAAAAGCGCUGAUGUCUUUGUUCGUGCUGAGCUCGCGCGACGGCUGGGUGAACAUAAUGUAUACGGGUCUAGACGCCGUCGGCGUCGAUCAACAGCCGCAAAUCAAUUACUCCGAAUGGCGACUGCUGUACUUUAUAUCGUUCAUUUUGCUUGUCGGCUUCUUCGUGCUGAACAUGUUCGUCGGCGUCGUCGUCGAGAACUUCCAUCGCUGUCGCGAGGAGCAAGAAAAAGAGGAGCGCGUCCGGCGCGCUGCCAAACGCGCCAUUCAGAUGGAGAAACGACGCCGAAAAAUGAACGAACCGCCCUAUUACAUCAACUACUCCCCGAGGCGACUCUUCAUCCACAACGUGGUGACUUCGAAAUACUUCGACUUGGCAAUCGCGGCCGUGAUUGGCUUGAAUGUCGUCACGAUGGCGACGGAGAGCUACAAGAUGCCCGAGAUUCUCAGCUACAUACUAAAGAUAUUCAAUUACUUCUUCACGGCCGUUUUCAUCCUGGAAAGCACCAUGAAACUAAUAGCGCUGGGAUUUGUCCUCUAUUUGAAGGACAAAUGGAAUCAACUUGAUGUUGUUAUCGUUAUUCUAUCAGUAGUCGGAAUUAUUCUGGAAGAAUUGAAGAGUAAUAUCAUCCCGAUAAACCCGACGGUUUUACGGGUUAUGAGAGUAAUGCGCAUUGCACGGGUGUUGAAAUUGUUAAAGAUGGCGAAGGGUAUACGCGCUCUUUUGGACACCGUGAUGCAGGCGUUGCCUCAAGUGGGUAACUUGGGUCUGCUAUUCUUCUUGCUGUUCUUCAUAUUUGCAGCGCUGGGUGUGGAGCUGUUCGGGAAACUAAAGUGCGACGAUGAAAAUCCCUGUCAAGGGCUGGGCGAGCACGCCGACUUUUCCAAUUUCGGGAUGGCUUUCCUGACGUUGUUCCGUGUCGCCACCGGCGAUAACUGGAACGGCAUCAUGAAAGACACCCUGAGAGAAGGAUGCGAGAGUGAUGCCGAUUGUGUGAAGAACUGCUGCAUCUCGCCCGUGAUCGCCCCGAUCUUCUUCGUCAUCUUUGUCCUGAUGGCACAAUUUGUGCUGGUCAAUGUCGUGGUAGCAGUGUUGAUGAAACACUUGGAAGAAUCUCACAAACAUCUCGAAGACGAGCAGGAUAUGGACAAUCAACUGGAACGCGAGUUUCAGGAAAAGCAAGAAAUGGAGGAACGCAGGGAACUCUGCCUGGCACUGCAACUCGAUUCCGAAAUGCUUCAACCGAAUUACAAACCGCUCACUAAAGUGCUCUCUCUGCCUUCCAACUUUAUCUAUAUUCCUCCCGGAGCUGCCUCGUCGAUCAACAGUAACAAUCACAGAUCCCGGGUGCCUGUACGCAGACAAACGGUACAUUCCCAGCAGCCGAUUAUGUUGUCCACCUUUGAUGACUUCAAAAACAUUGAUGACUCACAAUCGGAGAUUUACAGCAAGAAUAAUGAGAAUAAGAAUCUUCUUGGGCUGGAACUAAAGGUGACUUGCAGUGAUAGUAUACUGAAACGCAGCAACCAGGGCCUAAAUGAGAACCUGCUGCCGAUUCCGAAGGACGAGCACGACAGCAGUAAUUUCCGGCGGCUCUAUGGCAGCACCAAGCACCUGUUCAUGAAACCCUCGUCUUCCCCACCCAAGGACGUCACCGAAGAGACGCCUUUCCUGCAGCCGGAGUCGCAGAUCAAGAUCCCCAAGCACGACUCGCAGGAAUCCGUGCAGCGGAUCAUCACCGAACGACGCAAGAUGGACGAAAGUCUGAAGGAUGUCAACGAGUACGAUAUCUUCGACAUCAGCAAUGGCAGUGAGGAGCAGCUCGUUGACAGUGAACCCGCCGAACGCAUCGUUCCAUCGAACUCGAGGUAAAAGUUGCGAGUGGAGCAACAAGUCGCCGGAUCAAAUAAGCAAUAAUUGACCAACGUGUAUUUAUCGUUUCAUCUAAGCCCUUUCAAGCGCCAGUAUUGCAAUGCGACUGCAGAGGAACAAUUAAACAUGAGCAGCACUUAUUAGGGAUUUGACUAACUCAUAGAGUACUUAUAAUGGCGAACAAAUUGACGGAGAGAUUUAAACAAUGUUAGCUAAAACAAUGACUUAUUAAAUUUAGAUGAGAGACAUGUCUUAAACAUACACACACACACACGCAACGUGUUAAUUAAACUAUUAACGAUCAAACAAACAAGGAACUUGACAAAAAAAACGAAUGAAUAAAUUUCGACAAUCUUAAACUAGCCUUCUCGUUAGAGGAUACUGUAUAAUUUUAGAUUUGUUAUGAUUAAAAACGACUUUUAACAAAACCAAACGCAAUUGGCAAACAAAUAAUUACUCUCUCACUCACGAACAAAGGUAGAUUCCAUUCUUGCAAGCGCCUGUAGUACCCAGACUAUCAGCUAAUGUACACUCACCCGUUGUUUGGGACAUCGCCACACUUCACUCACUUAGAGAUUAAUUAGUUCGUCUUCAUGGCCUACAACUAGAACAGGGUACUACUUUCAUCAAGUAAUUUUUAAACACGAAACAAUAAAAUUGAAGCGGCACUAAACGACCGAAUAAAAUGAUACCAAACACGUGGCUGUAGCUGAUAACGUAGUCACGUAGCACGGACAAAUAAACGUUAGAAACCUAACUGAACCACAAUGAAACUGAAAACUGGAAUUGUAUUAGUUCAACAAUCAAAGCGCCUAGCGAGCGACUUAUUGCCGAACGUUCACGCAUGCGCACGAUGGGCAAACACACGGAAAAUACAUUUUCGGGGCAGUCUGUGAUAUUUUAGUCCCUUAAAAUGUUAACGCCACCUGAAUACCCGUUAAUAAUUAAUUAAUUACUCCAGGGAGAGCUAGGAGGACGUAGAGCCCACAUAGAAAGACAACGGACCGAAAAAGCGGAGAUUGGUAAAUAAACUAUUGAAAGAAUUUAUUUUGAAACGUUGAGCAAAUCUUGAUGAUUAUUGUUUUAGAUAAAUAUAUAUACAACAUAUACAUGUACCUUUAACUACUCAUAAGCAAGCAGGUUGAUGGCAACUUAAUUGCAGCAGAACUUUCCACGCAAUUCUGUUUCACGUUCAUGAACAAGCAGGAAUUGCCUGUAUCAGGUUGUAGUCUUAUUCUUUGUUCGAAUCACACCGAUUUCUCCACAACUACCAAAAUUUCUAAAGUAACUGUAACAGACGUAAUGGUCACUCGUUAAAGAAAUGUCUAUAUUCUUAUUCUAAGAUGAUAAAAAAGGUCUAUAUAUAUAUAUAAAAUGGAACACUGUGUCAAUUCGAUGUUUUGUUAUCUUUUGACUCUAUACUAUAGCUAUAUUCAUGUGAGUAAUCUAUCAAAUGCGGCGCGUUUGGUGUAACUACUCAAACGUGAAGAUUCUCCCCGUGCCUUUCCUCGUCUUUGAAAAACAAAAUGAAAACUUUUGAGAAUAACGAAUAACUCAGCAAACGAAGCAGCCGACGAACAGCUCACCAAAGAAUAAGAAACUCCUCACGUGUUGUUUGUUCUCUAAUAGUUUUCGUGUUUAAAUUCAUUGUGAUCAUACUGAGUAAUUGAGAAACUAAAGCUAAUGCAGAGUAACUAAAGGUAAAACAAUGUAAUUAUUCAAUUUUAAACAUGAGAAGAAACAGUUAGAUGUAAAUGUAAAUUUAAACGUCAUCAUUACAAUAAAAUGAUAAACAAAGCACAACCACUGGCAGCGUAUCAAUCACAGCAGAAAUUGACACAGCCGAUAAAUCACACACACAAACACAUAAAGAAAAAAAAACAAGGAGAUUAAAUUAAAGUUUAGCAAGAUAUUUAUGAACAAAAUGAUGUUAAGUAUUGUAAUAGAUUAUUGAAGGAAGGGAAAAUACAAUGAAACACAUGGAAAAUGUGGCAAACAAAGAUUGAACGAGACACAAUCGAAUCACUUGUACUGUAUACGCUACGCAGCGGCAGUAAAUCGUAAAAGAAACCAAUGUAAAUCGUAACGUAAUUAACUGUAGAGCAUCUUGUACUGUUAACUGUUAAUCCUGUACUGUUAACAGAAGCAAAAGGCAAAAAAAAAAUACAAUGUGAAAUAAGAUAUUUUAAAUCGGACGUAAAUAAAUAAUCAGGUGUGUAUUCAUUAAUGAAAUCAAUUGCAGAGUAACGUGCGAUUGCUAGCUCUUAAAACUUUAGUCGUUGAUAUUUGUGGUUACGAAGAUGUGCAACGUAAAUCCGUAACAAUAAACUAAAAAUCAGACAUAUAUAUAUGCGGUUGAUUUCGCGUUCAGUUGGCUGUCAAAUACAAAUUCGCGUUUCGCUUGCGAGAGCUGUGUUGUUUCGAAUUUCGUUGGACAUAAAGAUUACAUACUGAUGAUGAUGAUAUAUUUUGAAUAUAAGUCGUUUCAAAUUGUGUAGAAUAUGAACGUACGUUUGUUGAAUUAUUGAUUCUCUAAUUGCAGUAAGAACGAAUAAAUGUAUUCUUCUAGUUUUCUAAAUAAA